CGCAGGCGUUGUUGCGUGGGGAGGGUCAGGGGGACGAUGCGGCCGUCGUUGGGGAGCGCGCGGGCGGCGUUGUGGAACACGCGGGCGGCGCUGCUGUACUCGCUGGGCGGCUGGACCGUGCUGGGGGCCAUGAUCCACUACCACUCCAGCAUCGGCGGCGGCGGGCCCGAGAAUGAAAGCGGUCCUCAGGCAAACCAAGGAGCCAACCAGGAAGUAUUCACUAGAGAUACAGUUUUAGGAAUACAAGUGACAACAGUAGUAACGUACAAGGAUGUUCAACCACCUAUUACUCGACUGCUCAGGCAUGUGAAAUCAUUCUUUGAUUCUAAUGACAGCCCUCCGUCUGAAAAUUGAGUAGCCUGGAAGCUCAGAACUUUGUGCCGGAGCUGGCUUGUCUGAGAAGGUCAUCCUGGUGCCUGGCACCAGACCGUCGGUGGAAAACUUUCUCUUGCGUUGCUGAAAUGACAGCUCCGUCUCUGACAUAACUUCGCAGAACUCGCAAAGCGUCUGAUCUGCUUGGAUCACUGCUCUUCUUUGCACGUGUACUCAAAUUAUUAAAUGCAGACUGGGUUUUGAGACGUUAAUGAAUCUCCUGCCUGGUGUCCCGUGUCUGUCGGUCUGACCAGGUGGCUGCUGCAGCUUUUUUGUGAAGUUGUGUUCCUAGCUGGCAUGCAGGACGUACCCGGGUGAUCUGCGAUCCCCUCCUCGACUGAUCAGCUCUGGAAUGGGUACUUCAAGAAUGAUUAGUAAAUGGGAAGGAAUGUAGUUUAAUCUUUGGGGUACGAGAGUUGUUAAUUGUCCUUCAAAUAAAAGCUUACAGAAGAUGAA
Molecule: messenger RNA, 828 nt
Organism: Phalacrocorax carbo (great cormorant)
Lineage: Eukaryota; Metazoa; Chordata; Aves; Suliformes; Phalacrocoracidae
Source: RefSeq, a predicted model, not a curated record